UCAAAACUCGACGGCUUUCAAGUUUCACAGGAGCAGACAGUGGAGUUGUCCCGUGCGUCUUUUUGGUCAGAGAUGAACCCCGACGUGGAUUACGGAGGCUCCGGGAGCAGCGGCAACGGCAAGCUGCGCCAGUGGCUCAUCGAGCAGGUGGACUGCGGGAAAUAUCCCGGUCUGGUUUGGGAGAACGACGAAAAGACCAUCUUCAGGAUACCGUGGAAACACGCCGGGAAACAGGACUACAACCGGGAUGAGGAUGCCGCGCUUUUUAAGGCCUGGGCGCUGUUCAAAGGCAAGUUUCGGGAGGGCAUCGACAAACCCGACCCGCCGACAUGGAAGACACGCCUGCGCUGCGCCCUCAACAAGAGCAAUGACUUUGAGGAACUGGUGGAAAGGAGCCAGCUGGACAUCUCGGACCCCUACAAAGUUUACCGCAUCAUCCCCGAGGGCGCCAAGAAAAGACCCAGACAGGAGGACAGUCCUCUGAGCCCAGGGAGCUUUCAGAUGCAUCCCUCCUACCCCUCUGUGCCGACUCAGAUGCCACAGUACAUGGCGAGUCCAGAAUGCGGCUGGAGAGAUUACUGUCAGGAGCAGGCCUCUCUGCCCGAGCUGCCCUUCACUCAGUGUCCCUGUCCGCCCCGCACCCUGCCGUGGCAGGGCUCAUCCAUGGAAAAUGGAUACCAGCUAAGAGCCUCAAUUUACUCAUACGGUCCAGCUGAGAGUCAGCCCUCGCCUUUCACACUGGACGCCAGCAUCAGAUCAGCAGAGGCACUUUCAGACUUCCGUCUGCACGUGUCCGUAUAUUUCCGGGACUCUCUGGUGAGAGAGGUGACCACUUCCAGCCCGGAUGGCUGCCAUAUCACUCCUUGCAACCCAGAGAAGCACUACCUGACGCCUGGAGGUCAUGAGUUGGUGCCCCUGCCUGUUGACAGCCUAUCAUCCCAGAGGAGGCCAGACGAGUGUCCUCCGAGUCCACCGGCCAGCCUAGAGAGGGGAGUGUUGCUGUGGAUGCGAGCGGAUGGGCUCUACGCCCGGAGGCUGUGCCAGAGCAGGGUGUACUGGCAGGGAGGCCCGUCGCCGUACGGAGACAAACCCAACAAGCUGGAGAGAGACGUCACCUGUAAACUGCUCCACACGCAGGACUACCUCACAGAGAUUCAGAGCUACGGGCUACGGCCGCCGUCCCGCUUCCAGGUCCUCCUGUGUUUCGGAGAUGAGUGUCUCGACCCACAGAGACAAAGAAGGACCCUCACUGUGCAGGUGGAGCCUCUGUUCACCAGGCAGCUCCUGUACUAUGCCCAGCAGCCGGGCAGCCACUACUACCGCAGCUAUGAGCACCCAGGAGUCACAGACCACAUAAACGCCUCCGAGGACUACCAGAGGGCCAUCACACAUCACCACAGCAGCAGCCUGCAGGAGUGAACUUUGCGGGUUUAAGUGACUGUUGGAAAUGUCGCGAUGACAUUUUACACGACAGGCAAGAAAACUCUGAGAUGAGGACAAAGUGGACACUGGUAUACAAAAAAUGAUGGACAUUAAGUCAGCAACCAUCUGCCCUGUAUGGUUUUUAUAUCUGUGUGUGCAUGUAUAUGUGUGUGUGUGUGUGUGUGUGUGUGUGUGUGUGUGUCUUAAGUCAAAAAUGCAGUGUUA
Messenger RNA from Pelmatolapia mariae (spotted tilapia), 1647 nucleotides. It is a transcript of the gene irf4l, whose product is annotated as interferon regulatory factor 4 like. Gene Ontology annotation, biological process: regulation of transcription by RNA polymerase II; immune system process. Lineage: Eukaryota; Metazoa; Chordata; Actinopteri; Cichliformes; Cichlidae. Bases 73 to 1419 code for a protein of 448 amino acids. The transcript has 9 exons. The record is from RefSeq and is a predicted model, not a curated record. Gene Ontology annotation, cellular component: nucleus. Gene Ontology annotation, molecular function: DNA-binding transcription factor activity, RNA polymerase II-specific; RNA polymerase II cis-regulatory region sequence-specific DNA binding; protein binding.